Galeopterus variegatus (Sunda flying lemur) is the source of this 2156-nucleotide messenger RNA. It is a transcript of the gene CHAF1B, whose product is annotated as chromatin assembly factor 1, subunit B (p60). Gene Ontology annotation, molecular function: protein binding. Bases 1 to 1686 code for a protein of 561 amino acids. Gene Ontology annotation, cellular component: nucleus; CAF-1 complex. The record is from RefSeq and is a predicted model, not a curated record. Lineage: Eukaryota; Metazoa; Chordata; Mammalia; Dermoptera; Cynocephalidae. The transcript has 13 exons. Gene Ontology annotation, biological process: DNA replication-dependent chromatin assembly; nucleosome assembly.
AUGAAAGUCAUCACGUGCGAAAUAGCCUGGCACAACAAGGAGCCGGUGUAUAGCCUGGACUUCCAGCAUGGGACUGCAGGGAGGAUCCACAGACUGGCAUCUGCAGGGGUGGACACCGCCGUCAGGAUCUGGAAGGUGGAAAAAGGACCAGAUGGAAAAGCGAUUGUGGAAUUUUUGUCCAAUCUUGCUCGUCACACCAAAGCUGUCAAUGUUGUGCGUUUUUCUCCCGCUGGGGAAAUUUUAGCAUCAGGAGGAGAUGAUGCUGUCAUUUUAUUGUGGAAGGUGAAUGACAACAAGGAGCCCGAACAGAUUGCUUUUCAGGACGAGGAUGAGGCUCAGCUGAAUAAGGAGAAUUGGACUGUUGUGAAAACUCUCAGGGGCCACUUAGAAGAUGUGUAUGAUAUUUGCUGGGCAACUGAUGGGAAUUUAAUGGCUUCUGCCUCUGUGGAUAACACAGCCAUCAUAUGGGAUGUCAAUAAAGGACAAAAGAUUUCAAUUUUUAAUGAACAUAAAAGUUACGUACAAGGAGUAACCUGGGAUCCUUUGGGUCAAUAUGUUGCUACUCUGAGCUGUGACAGGGUACUGCGGGUGUACAGCACACAGAAGAAACGUGUGGCUUUUAAUGUUUCAAAGAUGCUGUCUGGAAUUGGGGCUGAAGGAGAGGCAAGAAGUUACCGCAUGUUCCAUGAUGACAGCAUGAAGUCAUUCUUUCGUAGACUCAGUUUUACUCCCGAUGGGUCUUUGCUCCUCACGCCAGCUGGAUGUGUGGAAUCUGGUGAAAAUGUAAUGAAUACAACUUAUGUUUUCUCCAGGAAAAAUCUUAAAAGGCCCAUUGCUCAUCUUCCAUGUCCUGGAAAAGCGACGCUUGCUGUUCGCUGCUGUCCAGUCUACUUUGAAUUGAGGCCAGUGGUGGAAACAGAGCCACGCCUGGAGCUGGUGAGUCUGCCCUACCGCCUGGUGUUUGCCGUGGCUUCAGAGGACUCUGUGCUUCUAUAUGACACACAGCAGCCUUUCCCUUUCGGUUACGUGUCUAAUAUACACUACCACACCUUGAGUGAUAUUUCAUGGUCCAACGAUGGGGCCUUCCUGGCCAUUUCAUCCACAGAUGGCUAUUGUUCAUUUGUGACAUUUGAGAAAGAUGAACUUGGAAUUCCUUUGAAAGAGAAGCCGGUUUUGAGCAUGAGAACUCCUGAGACAGCAAAGAAAACCAAGAGUCAGACGCACCAAGGGUCUUCGCCAGGACCUAGACCAGUAGAGGGAACCCCCACCAGCAGAAUCCAAGACCCCACCAGUCCCUGCACAACCCCCACUCAGGCCAGACAGUCUCCAGCCCCAGCAGCAAUCAAGGACACUCCCUCAAUCACUCCUGGUGUCAAAAACUCCUUGCCAGGGCCGACAGAGGAGAAGACCCUGCAACCCAGUAGUCAAAACACAAAAGCCCACCCAUCCCGCAGGGUCACUCUAAACACGUUGCAAGCCUGGAGCAAGACAACGCCCCGGAGAAUAAACUUAAUACCCUUAAAGACAGAUACUUCACCAAAUUCUGUACCACCCAGCAUAAUUCCCAACCCUUCCACAGAAGAAAUUCAGUCAGAGAUGUCUGGAGACCCUCAGGGCAGUCCUCCAGAGCUGAAACAGCCCAGACUUGGUGAAAACAAUGGAAGCGCCCAAAGUCUAGACCUUUGAUGGGACCUUGACGUCUGCUUGAAGGCUUGCCAGGUCUGGGAGCCCCCAUGCGCAGCGGGGAGCUGAGGCCGAAGACAGAUGCCCGAGGCCAGUGGCAUCCUACAGAGCAGAACAGACGUUGUAAAUUGAUUUCUGUAGCCGAAGAUACACAUGUACUAACUUUUCUCCAGAAAUAUGUAUACUCUUGUAUUCAGUAUCCAUCUUAACUUGGGGAUAUGAACAUUUUAAUAGACUAAAUCUUUUCGAUGAGUUUCUGAAACUGGCGCAGUUCAACCUUAUCUAGUGUGAAAAUCAGUAAAUCCUCCUUCGAACUACUCACGAAAGUACAGACACUUUAUGGGUGGACUCUGUUGAAAGUUAGGAUUAGAAAGAGGAAAAAGUAAUUUGAGAAGGUUUAUUCUGUUGAAUUUUAGAGUGUUUGAAGUGAUUGUUAGAUUUAGCUUUUAAUUAAUUGAUCAGUUAAACUGGAA